Molecule: messenger RNA, 783 nt
Organism: Metarhizium robertsii ARSEF 23
Lineage: Eukaryota; Fungi; Ascomycota; Sordariomycetes; Hypocreales; Clavicipitaceae
Exons: 4
Coding region: 1-783 (260 amino acids)
Biological process (GO): protein folding in endoplasmic reticulum
Cellular component (GO): membrane; EMC complex
Source: RefSeq, a predicted model, not a curated record
AUGGCGCAACUACCAGUGCAGACCCUCCACCGGGAUCCCCAGUUAUUCUACUGGAUCCUGAUCCCCAUCACCGUUGUCAUGGUUCUUACCGGAGUCCUUCGUCAUUACGCUUCCGUCCUCAUGGCUACCGCGCCCAAGAAGCUCGAUGCCAAGGGCAUGCGGGAGCAGCGCGCCUUGGCUCACGGCGUCACGCUCCGGUCAAACUAUCACGUCCUCUCGCAAAAAGCCUUUGAGCAACGGCGGGAGACUCUGUGCGCCGGGUACGAGUCGGGUGCAUACCUCAAGGAGCCGGACCGCAAGGGUCAGCCGCCGGCCAACCCGCUCACGGACCCUGGCGCCAUGGACGGCAUGAUGGGCAUGAUGAAGAACAACAUGGCCAUGAUUAUUCCGAAUACGCUUAUUAUGAGUUGGAUUAACGCCUUUUUUAGUGGCUACGUCAUCAUGAAAUUGCCUUUCCCUAUUACCAUCAAGUUCAAGAGCAUGUUGCAGGCUGGUGUGCAGACCAAGGACAUGGAUCCCCGGUGGAUGUCAAGUAUCAGCUGGUACUUUCUCUGCAUCUUUGGCCUCCAAUUCGUUUACGUAUUUCUCCUUGGAAGCGACAAUGCCGCUAGUCAAAUGGCGCAACAAAUGGCGGCGCAGCAAAUGCCAAUGAACCCUAUGGGCGGCCCCGGACAGGACCCCGACAAGCAGUUCAAGACUGAGGCCGAGAAUCUGGCGGUCAUUGAGCACUACUCAGUAUUGGACGACGUUGAGGAGCGUCUGCUUCAGGGUAUCAAGUCGUAG